AUGACUGCGUUUUGCGGCACAAUUUUACACCACAGCUGCAGAGGCCUACACGGUGUUUCAUUCCUCCGCGAUUCCCAUCACCGGCGGCCCGCGGGAUUGGCGCGCACCACCAGCGCCACCACCACCGCCAUGACGGUCGACGCGACCACCCGCGACCCCCCUUCGUGCGCACACGACCCACCAUCAGGCCGAAGUCCUCCUCCGCCCACGGUUACCCAGCCCCUGGAACCCUCUCCACAUUGCUGGCGUAUGCGCACCCUGCCUCUACCCGUCAAAUCCAUUCAAUCCACGACAUCCAAUACGACACACGUGCAGGUUGCCAGCGCAACCCCGGACAGCGACCACAUCCCCCCCACUUCCAUCAGCCCCCCUGGCGGCAACAACACCGGAGUUGCAGCUGCUGCAGCCGAAGCCGAAGCCACAGCUGGAGGACUCUCCAAAACUCGCGUUCCUGCGGUCGUUCGCCGCCCGGACCCAGAUCCCGCUGUCGCGGUGGCCCUCGCAGCCGUCGCACUGGCGGUGCUGCCGCUCCUGCACCUGCUUCGCCAUGCAGAGCUAGCGGCCCGUGGUCUCACCGCUGUGAUGGCUUUUUCCACAGCAGCAGCAGCAGCGGCGCUGCCUCUCACACGUCCAUCUCAGGCCGUGAAGCCUCAAGUGUUAUAUGGGCACCCAGGCGGUGCGCAGCAUCAGAAGGAAGGAGAAGAAGAAGAAGAAGGGCGAAACCGAUGUUCGCAGCUGCAAAGACAGGACCAUCGCGUAAUGGCGAGAGUGGCAGCGAGAGUGGCAGCGACAGCGACGGCGACGGCGGCAGAGGCAGGGGCCGCAGUGACCCACGGGUCAGUCAGCGGCAGUAGCUGCAGCGAUAGCGGAUUCCCGGGCGUAUUCAUCCUGCCUCUACCACGGGAGCUCGCGCUGCAGCCCGCAGCCCUCGCGGUGCUCCUGCUGCCUCUGCUGGCCUCGGUCGUGGCAGCGGCGGCAGCGGCCGUCAGCGGUGGCAGCGGCAUUGGCGGCGGCGGCGGUGGUGUCUCCGCGUCCACCGCCUGGUGGCGAGCGGCGUUUUGCUACGCUGUAGCGCUUCUGGUACCGAGUCCCGGGCCACACGCGUCCCGCAUGGCUUCUGCGGCGGCAGCGGGCGUUACGGUGCGGCGGCACCGCCGCCAAGUCCUAUUUAGGCUCCUAGGGAUCUUUGCACUACAGGGAUUUAGGGUGGUGCUGUUGGCAGUAGCAUAUCUGGCGGUUGUACAGGCCAGCCGGGGACCAGCUGUAGCAGCCCCGGCGGCGGCUGUAGCGGCGGCUGCGAUGGCGGCGACUGGAUCCUUCUGGGCUCUUCACGCUGCAGGCGUGUUGGCGACUGUCGUACAUAACAGCUGA
Messenger RNA from Volvox carteri f. nagariensis, 1371 nucleotides. RefSeq lists its product as uncharacterized. The record is from RefSeq and is a predicted model, not a curated record. The transcript has a single exon. The coding region runs from base 1 to 1371 and encodes 456 amino acids. Lineage: Eukaryota; Viridiplantae; Chlorophyta; Chlorophyceae; Chlamydomonadales; Volvocaceae.